Molecule: messenger RNA, 363 nt
Organism: Suillus clintonianus
Lineage: Eukaryota; Fungi; Basidiomycota; Agaricomycetes; Boletales; Suillaceae
Exons: 2
Coding region: 1-363 (120 amino acids)
Source: RefSeq, a predicted model, not a curated record
AUGUCUGCCAAUGCAGAGAAUCCGACGCGCUAUGAGUGCUGCUACGAAGGCGGUGAGCUCGCUAGGGAUGUGCUUUCCAGUACAUACUGCGUGAAUUGUCCCGCCGCCAAGAGAGCAGGACGAUUUGCACGUAGAGACACACUGAUGGGUAUUUAUAAACGGUCAGAAGGAGAAGGAUUGGGAGAAGAUUCAGUCAGUAAGAACAGCCCUGGAGUGGGGAACAGAGACGUGGGAGAUAAAGUCCUAGACCCGUUAAUAGACCCGUCAGGGAGCAGCGGUGGAGUGGGGAAUAGAGACGUGGGAGAUAAAGUCCUAGACCCGUUAAUAGACCCGUCAGGGAGCAGCGGUGGAGUGGGAAACUAG